AAUAACAAAAUUUGUCUUUAAAUUUAAUUUUUUAUUAAUUUUUAGAAGAAUUUUGAAUGAAAAAGACAAUAAAAAGUGAUGUUCUCGUCAAAAUUGGAAAUUGGGGAUCAAUGUCGCACUUGUUUGUCGACAAAAGAGCCUUUUUUGUCCAUUUUUGAGGAUAAUUUGUGUGAAAUUUAUCAGGAACUGACUCGUCUUGAGGUAACUAAAGAUGAUAAUUUUUCAAAAGAAAUUUGCGUGGCUUGUGUUCAACGAUUAAAGGCUGUGAAGAAAUUCAAGAAAUUAUGCAUAAAAUCGCACCAAAUAUUGACUGAGGAGGCAAAUGAGAUGAGAAAAAAGUUAGAAAUUGAUGAAAAUGGGAGAGAUGAAGACUCAUUUCGAAUAUCAAAAGACUCUGAUAGUGAAUUUGGUGCAGCUGAAGAGUCUUUAGCAGAAGAAAUUAUAGUAGAAAAUGAAGAUUCAUCUAAAUUAUUGGACAGAAACUCGAAUUUAGUGCGAAUUUCACAUAAAGAAGAAAAGAUUUCUGUGAAUUUACCAGAAAAAGAAACAUUUUUAAGGCCUAACAAAACAGCUUCCUCAAAUCAAAAAUCAUCAAUUUCCUGUCCUGUCUGCUCCAAAGAAAUCUCUCAUCGCAACAAUCUGGACCGCCAUUUACGUACUCAUUCAAAAUUCAAACCUUUCAAAUGCGAUUUUUGCUCGAAAUCCUUCACCGCAAGAGAUAAUUUAUCGAAACACGUGAAUUCUCAACACACAAAAUCAAAAACUUACGUUUGUGACAUUUGCGCCAAAGUCUUUUAUUGCUCUGUGAAUCUCGUUGUUCACAAGAAAACUCAUUCUGCUGAUCGAUUAUUCCAAUGCAACGAAUGUCAUCGCAGUUACAAGUCGAAAAUGGCAUUGAAGGCACAUUUAUUGAGACAUUCUGGCACGAGAAAUUUCGUUUGUGGUACUUGCUCGGGAAAAUUCUUCACAAAUUCUGAGUUGAAGUCUCAUGAAAGAUUAGUUCAUCAAAAAAAUAUUAAAAAAGUUUUCGAAUGUCAGGAAUGUGGAAUGAAAUUUGUGAGGAAAUCGUUGUUGGAAACACACGAAAGAGGUCAUACAGGCGAAAAACCGUUCAAAUGUGGAAUUUGUGAACAAAGUUUUAGGAGAAAAGAUACUUUGAUGAAGCAUGAAGUCAGUAAACAUUCAAAAAAUUCUUACAAAACUUGAAAAACUUCUAAGGCUUGAAGGAAUUUUGGAAAAAUUUCAAUUUAAUGAAGUCAAUUUAGCAAAGCUAGGAAUCAACAGGUGUUUUUUCCUCGAACGUCGAGUCGAAAUUUUCCAGAUUUAAAUAAAAUACGAGGAAUUAUUCGAAUAAAAAAAUAUCUAAAGUUAUUGAUUUAAAUGUAAAGAAUAUGGAAAAAAGUAUUCAUAUGGAAUCUCAAAUACUGAAGUUUACUCAAAAAAAGAUAAUUUUUGAACUGAUAUUGACCAAA
Culicoides brevitarsis is the source of this 1472-nucleotide messenger RNA. Its product is annotated as gastrula zinc finger protein XlCGF64.1-like. NCBI's taxonomy places the organism in Eukaryota, Metazoa, Arthropoda, Insecta, Diptera, Ceratopogonidae. Gene Ontology annotation, cellular component: nucleus. Gene Ontology annotation, biological process: regulation of transcription by RNA polymerase II. The coding region runs from base 79 to 1206 and encodes 375 amino acids. Gene Ontology annotation, molecular function: RNA polymerase II cis-regulatory region sequence-specific DNA binding; zinc ion binding; DNA-binding transcription factor activity. The transcript is spliced from 3 exons. The record is from RefSeq and is a predicted model, not a curated record.